GAAGGUUUUCUUUGUUUUCUCACACACGUCUUAUUCAUGAUUAUGGAAAGCGAAGUAAGUAAAUCAAGACCUCACCAAGGAAAUGUUUCCAUGCACCGAAGCAUAAAUAUCAAGGCUUCAUUCCGAAGGCCUUCGAGUUAAGUUACAUAAACAAGUAAACUCUCAACCAAAUUACUAGAUUGUGCGCACCUCCGAAAUUCGUAAAACGAAAAUGGAAAUGGACAAACAGGGCUUCGAUCAAGCUUCCUCCUAUAAGGAGAAAUUGAAGCAUGUUCAAGGCUUGAUACCUAUUGACAAACCACUCAUCACAUGGGACGGCCGCCGUGGAAGAUCACCACGUGAGUACUUAAAGCCACCUACUAUACCAUAUGGCCAAAAAGUCGCAGAAUGGCAAAAUGCCCUUUCUGGCCAACAAGAUGUACCCGGUUUCCGUGACUGUUCAGAAGUCCGAUCUCUUCGCAAGGACGCACCCACUAUGGUCCUGAUUUUCUAUCCCCGCCCAGACGAAGAUAAUGCAAGGCCUAUACAUCAGAGCCCUUCUUACCUAAAGAGAAUCGAACGCAUAGCUCAAAUGGGGGAGCAGACAAUUAUCUACGUCCCACCCGAACUGACGGAAACAAUCCGUGCCAUGCGAUCCGAUCCACAUUGGCACAUAGUGGAUGCGUAUCCUACGAUUUGGGAUGUACCGACUAACAACUACCAGCGCGAUAACUUCACAAAUAAGCAGCCGAAACUUUUUAGGGAGCUCGACGGCUAUAGCGAUGCGGAUGGUGAGCUGAGACCAAUAGAAAGAUACAACCGUGGCCAUCAUAGCGCCGUGUGUAACGCGAAGGCAUUCAUCAUGUACGACGCUAUCAUGCGCAACCCCUUCGGCUCCGACCGUUGGAUGUACGUGGAUGCGGGCUUCCUCUUUGACGACGGCCCCAAAGAUGCCGAUGGAGUAAUUUGGGGCGACCUCAUCAAAAGCGGUCUCGACUCUGCAAAAUUCGAUCGUGCUAUUAGUGUCUCGCGCGACACAGGUGUGGUUAUGGGGGAGUACUGUCACCGAGAUAGCUGUCCAGAUAUCAACGACGAAUGCUGGAGCAAUCCUAAACGAACCUGGCGCACCCGUCAAUUCAUCAAGAAUGUGUACGUAGGUAAUUCACUUGGGAUGCUAAACUACAGCGUGCGCUUCAUGCAGACGGUAGACGAUAUGGAUGCUAACGGGUUCUACACCGGACGGGAGGAAUACGUCGUAGCUUUUGUCGUUCUUCGAUACCCUAAUUCGGUCUUCUCUAUUCCGUGGUUUCCCCUACCGCGACAGCUUGAUUAUCGUUGGCAGUUUCCAGGAAAGCUAGUGUUUUCUCGCAUUGGUGGCCCCGAGUCAGUACCCCCUAUUGUGGACCCGAUCGCUGCUUUGUACGUUCGCGAUUACGUACCGAGUCGACCGAGUCUGGAUGCUGGAGGAAUCUAUACUACGACUCCAGAAGAUCAUUAUGAAUGGGAAAUCCGCCACGGGGUGAUUAAGCCUACCUAAGAGGAAUAAUAAGCAAUAGUAAGAAUUUUGCUUAUAGAAUAGUCACUUUAUAAAAGGAUUUUGCUGAAGUUAUCCACCUAAAUUAAAAUUAUUCACCCCAAAAUUGAACCAUCAUCUUUUACGGCGAAAGC
This is a messenger RNA of Hypoxylon trugodes, 1647 nucleotides long. RefSeq lists its product as uncharacterized. The record is from RefSeq and is a predicted model, not a curated record. The coding region runs from base 212 to 1516 and encodes 434 amino acids. The transcript has a single exon. NCBI's taxonomy places the organism in Eukaryota, Fungi, Ascomycota, Sordariomycetes, Xylariales, Hypoxylaceae.